Messenger RNA from Calliphora vicina (urban bluebottle blowfly), 1532 nucleotides. RefSeq lists its product as uncharacterized. NCBI's taxonomy places the organism in Eukaryota, Metazoa, Arthropoda, Insecta, Diptera, Calliphoridae. Gene Ontology annotation, molecular function: RNA endonuclease activity; single-stranded DNA endonuclease activity; metal ion binding. The record is from RefSeq and is a predicted model, not a curated record. The transcript has 2 exons. The coding region runs from base 54 to 1151 and encodes 365 amino acids. Gene Ontology annotation, cellular component: mitochondrial inner membrane; nucleus. Gene Ontology annotation, biological process: apoptotic DNA fragmentation.
UGCAUACAACACAAAAGCAAGUCUCGGAACAAUACAAAAUAAAUAAAAACAAAAUGUUACUUAAACUAUUAACAAUCCUAGUAAUCAUACAAGAAGGAGUGCUAGCGAAAAAUUGCAAAUUAACUUCUGAUGAUAUGGAUAAAAAAUGGAUUUUUGCUACGAGACCCACACGUACAACCUGGGAUGUUUUACAUACUGAUAAUAUAAAAGAUCAAUCAACAUUAUAUUUGGUAUGUAAAUCAAUGACCAGGGUUAGACAAAUAUUGUGUAAAAAUGGUAAAUUGGUAGAGAAAAAGACACCCAAAUUUAAAUGUCCUGGACGCAUUAAAGCAGAUGUUGCAUUGCAACCCGUACAAAAUUCAUGUCGACGCAUGGGUGGUGAUAUGUAUGAAGUCCGUUACACUCUACCAGGAAAAAACAUAAUACCGCUCUACGAAGUCUGCUAUAGUAAAAGAAAUGAACAGGCUUUGUAUUCAAUUCACAAAUCAUAUGGUUUUAAUUUAGCUGCCUCAACUUAUAAGAGACCAUCAGUAUUUAAAAAAGACAAUAUAGUGUCAAGAGAACGUGAACUUUCCUUUCAAGCUGCAAAUAUAUAUAAUUCAUUUGUUCGAUUAUUGGGUGACAAGCAAAAGUAUGUAGCCGAUAAUACAACAUUGGUAUUGGAACGUGGCCAUUUAGUUAAUUCUCAAGACUUUCCCACUUACGAUCAAAUGGAUGAAACAUUUAAGUACGUUAAUGUUAUGCCACAAUUUCGUGGCAGUAAUCGUAGGAACUGGAAACGUAUCGAAAACUGGAUUCACAAUUUACCAGCUCGAAAUAGAUAUGCUGUAGUUGUUACCGGAUCAUUCGAUAUUCUAAGUUUAACGCAUUCCACAAGUAAAGUAAAUAUUCCCAUGUACUUAAUGCCCAACAACAAGAAUCCCAUACCCUUGUGGACCUAUAAAGUGGUUAAAUAUGCUAAUAUGUGCUAUGCUUUCGUUACAUUAAACAAUGACUAUAAUAAAAAUGUUAAAAUUAGUACAUACUACUGUCGCAGCGUUGCAUGUCCAAGGGGUUUGACAUUCAAUUCGGAACCUGAUAGUGGCGUUUCAUAUUGCUGCAAUUAUAAUCAAUUUGUACGUAGUAUUGGACGACAUGCUGCUUUGUGUUAAAUGCGGUUGAUUCAUUUAUUAAAAAUCUGUUACAAUUUUAAACAAUAUAUUUGAACAGUAUACUGGGUAUUGACAAACAAAAUUGUUUUUUACCUGUAUGAAAAAAUUAAAAAAAUAAAAAAUUUUAAUUUUUAAGUGAAAAUUUUGUUUAACUAAAAAUAUUUAAAAUUUUUUCAUGAUGUAUAAUAUUUUUCCAUCUGUUUAUAACAUAAUUCACUGAUUUUAUCAGAAAAAAUUAAUUAAUUGAAUACAAUUUUCUAAAUUAAUUUUACACAUUUUUUAACCAACAGCCAAAUUUAUAUUUAAAAACUUAAUUAAUCAAUUAAAACUUGUAAUAAAAUUCACAUAAUCACAUUUUUAAAAUUCAUACACAUUUUUCAU